Molecule: messenger RNA, 1160 nt
Organism: Pocillopora meandrina
Lineage: Eukaryota; Metazoa; Cnidaria; Anthozoa; Scleractinia; Pocilloporidae
Source: the annotation of a GenBank genome assembly
AAGGGUAAAGUGAGUGGGACCAGUGAGUACAGAGGACCAGAGGAACAGUGGGAAGAGAGGAAUAGUGGGAACAGAGGAUCAGUGGAACAGUGGGCACAGAGGACUAGAGAAACAGUGGGAACAGAGGACCAGUGGGUACAGAGGACCAGAGGACCAGUAGGUACAGAGGACAAGAGGGCACAGAGGACAAGAGGGCACAGAGGACCAGUUGGUGAGAGGACCGGUGACCACAGUGGACCUGAGGAACAGUGGGUGAGAGGACCAGUUGGUACAGAGGAUCAGUGGGAACAGAGGACCAGAGGAACAGUGAGAACAAAGGACCAGUGGGUACAGAGGACCAGAGGAACAGUGGGCCCAGAGGAACAGUGGGCCCAGAGGAACAGUGGGCCCAGAGGAACAGUGGGCCCAGAGGACCAGAGGAACAGUGGGUACAGAGGACCAGAGGAACAGUGGGAACAGAGGACCAGAGGACCAGAGGACCAGAGGACCAGUGGGUACAGAGGACCAGAGGACCAGAGGGUACAGAGGACCAGAGGAACAGUGGGAACAGAGGAACAGAGGGCCCAGAGGACCAGAAGAACAGUGGGAACAGAGGACCAGUGGGUACAGAGGACCAGAGGACCAGUGGGUACAGAGGACCAGAGGACCAGUGGUAACAGAGGACCAGAGGACCAGAGGACCAGAGGACCAAUGGGUACAGAGGACCAGAGGAACAGUAGGAACAGAGGACCAGAGGAACGGUGGGAACAGAGGACCAGUGGGUACAGAGGACCGGAGGGUACAGAGGACCAGAGGAACAGUGGGAACAGAGGACCAGAGGAACUGUAGGAACAGAGGACCAGAGGAACUGUAGGAACAGAGGACCAGUGGGUACAGAGGACCAGAGGAACGGUGGGAACAGAGGACCAGUGGGUACAGAGGACCGGAGGGUACAGAGGACCAGAGGAACAGUGGGAACAGAGGACCAGAGGAACUGUAGGAACAGAGGACCAGAGGAACAGUGGGAACAGAGGACCAGUGGGUACAGAGGACCAGAUGAACAGUUGGAACAGAGGACCAGAGGAACAGUGAGCACAGAGGACCAGUGGGUACAGAGGACCAGUGGGUACAGAGGACCAGUGGGUACAGAGGACCAGAGGAACAGUGGGAUCAGAGGACCA